AUUAUGGACCGACACUGGCUGGCCACCUAUUUUGUCAUUUGGUAUGGCGUUCCCUACAUGUCAUAUGACAUCUUCGCCAUGUACCUCAGCCAUUACUAUCGUUUCCGGGUCAAAGGUCACAAGGACUAUAAAAGCCACUCUCUACGAACCGUCAACUCAUUUGUGAGGAAAGAGUUCCUGCUGGUCCUCCAUCACAUUGCACUACUCACCAUCCUACUGCCUGUGACUCUGUUUUUCAGGAAGGACCAGGGUGAUUACUUCAUUGGCUGUCUCUUCCUCACAGAGCUCAGCACUCCUUUUGUUUCACUGGGCAAAAUCCUCAUUCAGCUGGGGAUGCAGGACUGCUGGCUGCACAAGGUUAAUGGCGGCAUGGUGCUGCUUAGUUUCUUCAUGUGCCGCAUCGCACUCUUCCCCUACAUGUACUGGGCCUACGGCUCCCACUACGGCAUCCCGCUCUACAGCGUUCCCUUCCAUCUCUCACUCUCCACCAACCUGGGCAACCUCUGCAUCCUGGCACCGCAGGUCUACUGGUUCGUCCUCCUCUGCCAUAAAGGCUACCGACUCUACAAGCGGCAGCGGGAUGCGCAAAACCAGGCCUCUCCGCUGUCCUCGCCCGAGCCGGUCUCAGAUAUCUCCAAAGCUGAUUAGUGAAGGUCUGUCUUUAUCUAGAACAAACAAUCAACAGACAUCACAGCUGAAGGCUAUGGCACUGCAUCUGCUACGGUUACAGUACAAUCAAGAUUUAAUAUUAGAAAUACCCUUAUUACUCCUCUUCACUUUACUGCAUACCAUGUGCACACUCACAAUUACACACUCGCCCGUUAAAAUGGCACUUCACUGGAUUUAAUGCAGUGACUUCUAAGGAGCAUCUUCUAGGUCAGUUAUUGAGGGCCGUAGCCCUCUUUUCCUUCUCUGAUUGGAGUAUCUGUUACAGUUUGGACUGGUGUCUUUGAAUGUCAUUGGAAUUAUCUGUUACUUUUUUGUUAUUUUUUAUUUUGUCCCAUAUGAAAUGCUGCUGACGUACAAAAAUACACUGGUUUAAACUAGAGAAUUUAUUAUGCGAGUGGCACGGCUGUCAUGAUAAAUUCAUUGAAUUAAACCCACAGCAUUUCAGAUCACAUCCCUCUCGGCGCAAAGCUCCCAUCACGUGGUAAGCAUUUCCAUGGCUGCAGUGCUGCUGUUCUUCUGUGAAUGUGUUUGCACACACACUGCCCUGCUGUGACUGUUUACACGUCUCUACCACACACCGCCCUUUACACUCUGGAGGCUGCUAAUGAAUUCUGCUUCACUUCUGUGGGCCUUUUGAGCAUACAAAAUCCUCCCAUACACAUGGGGGCAGUAGAGAGUCGGUCCUUAUGUUUACAUGGCAUAGACAGGACUCCAGUCUAUAGGGGGAUGAGGUCUUUGCAGGGUAUAAAGAGCAAGCACAUAAUGCUUGGCAUAUAUUUAAGGCCACAAAAUGCCUGAGGGCAUCUCCAGGCAGUAGUCAAAGCAAUAACAUGGCUUCAAGGCAAGGGAUUGUGGGUAGUUGGAGAGCCCAUGUGAACACAUGGUUAAAGAUAGAAAAGCUGCAUGACAGCCUACUCUGAAAGCAUGUAUAAAGGAUGUAAUACUAGGUUCCUACAGUCUUGAGAAGAAGGAAAAUAUCAGGCAAUUUUACAUUUGAGAUUUUCAUGUGUAGAAAAGUCAUCAGAAGUCUUUAAAAUUCAUACUUUCUGUAGUGAGUAUCAUGUCUGUUGCUCUUCAGCUGAAUAUUUUUUGGCUAGACACCACUUUUAAUGAUUUGCUGUCUGCUAAAUAAUUUCUAGAACAUUUUAUCCAGAAAAGUUGCUUUGAAAGAUUUGGGAACCCUGGUAAUUGUGUUUUUGAGUGUGAAGUGUGAAAUGCUCUUGAUAUGGGGCUUGAAUUUUUAUCUUCCUAUUAACUGAGCCUACAGUUUGAGUUGUAAAUAAAUAAUAUUUAAUUCUACAUGGAUGAAUAUUGCAGUAUAAAAGGGUGAUUUGCUGUUGCCUAGGGUCAUUUUAGGGAUAAUCUGUGGCUUAUAAGCGCUUGUGUAAGUGUAGGCUUAGCAAGGAACUCAGAAGCCUUUGUUUCAGGGCUUUUAACACAACCUUCAGCAUCUUUCAUAAUACAUUUAGGGAAUGCUGGAUGCCGUAUGAAUGCAUCUGUAUGGCGUAUUGAGUUUUUUUUAACAGUGACUUCUAGAUUCCAUUAAGCGCUUUCAGAAGUGCAGAACUGUGAGAUUAAGUUGCCCAGUACGUACCCAUGCACUCUUACUUAGUGUUUCCAAGACAAACUGGACCUAAAGGUUGCCUUUAGCAAGUGUGUGUAUGAGAGACAGAGAGAAGACUUAUAUAAGAGUGUGUAUAAAUUCCCAGCUCACUCUCUUGGAGGUUGAACGGGGUCUUUGCUGGACUGAAAGAGAGAGGAUGUGUUUUGCUCUCCCUUUCUAAAGCUUUAGUACUUUUCAAAACUAACUAUGCAGUCUUUCAAGCUGCUGCUUCUUGUCUAUGGCAACACUAUGCUUUCCUUAGUUUUGUUGAUGCAUUUGGCAGAUGAGUUGGCCAUAUUAAUCAUGAUGCAUGUUUUUUUUUGUAGUGUAUUGCGUUGAUGCUUUUCAUUGUUUACUGAUGUCUGUUACAGUACAUUUUUCUAUAACCAACGUUCUUUUCUUUUCUCUCAUUUUUCACUCUAUGAUUUAGAGGUUAGGCUGCUUAUCAUGAGGCAUAUCCAUAAUCUAAUAAAUACACUGUAUGGCCAUGUAGACACCCAAAAAGCAUCUAAAAUCAAAUAUGUGGGCAUUAAUAAGGGGUUUGUCAUUCCUUUGCUGCUAUAACAUCUUACAUUCUUCCCAAACUGUCACACAAAGUUGGAUUCUGUAAAAUGUGACUUGAAUUAAGGGGCCUAGCAUUAAUAUUAUAAAUGUUAAUAUUUAAUUUUAUAAGUUCACAAACUUUUGGCCGUGUAGUGUAAAUCCAUUAUGUAUGAACAGGUUUAUAUCCAGAAAUUACAUGAUCAUAAAUCAAUAAAUUUAGGCUUAUUUAUGCCAUGCUUGAACUUGUAGUAUAGUCUAUGAUGCUGAUAAUCAUAUUUUUUUGGAAAAAAUAAUAGAAGUCUAGUGUCUUCAAGGCCUCCUCUCAGCUCAGGGUUUGAUAAAGAUGUUAUAAUUUUUCAGUUAUUAUUUAGAGGUGAAAGAUGAGACUGUGAUUUACAAAAAGACAACAUUUCUAAUUGAAAAUACCUACAACACCUUUGGGUUUGGUAGACCAAAGAUUUCGUAGUGAAACCUCAUCAUUGCCUUUCCCUCGCUUGCCAUCCACAGAGGCUCAGAUCUCUACUGGACUGACUCUGCUGAUGGCUCAGGCAGCAAAAAGACUGGAAUUUUUCUCACUGGAAUAUUUGGCUUCGUUUAUUUAGAUAUUUUACUGAAAAUAACAAACUGGGUGAAUCUGAUGAAAACAUGUCUGGAUCAUAUUUCACCCCCAAAAUCAGUAACAAAAUGCAGCCAUUAAGCCAGUUUUCUUUCAAAAAUCAGCUUUAAGGCAGCGUGUGUUUUUUUUUUUUCAGGGGUAAUGUGAAAUUAAUGUUUAUCUGUCAUAAAAAUAGUCUCUCAAACUAAAAAAAGGAUUAAUGGUCAUGAAAUGGAGUUCAUUCUCUUAAAUAUUAAAUAUAUGACCGGCAUUUUGUGAGAAGGACAGAAGUGGAGGAAUAAGAGGUGAAGAUGUUCAGAAUUUUUAUCAGCUUGCUCUGAUUUUUAAUACAUAUCAAAUCUAAACUAGGCUGUUUUGAUGGGUGCUUUGUUUGGAGCUUUAUAGUUUACUGUAAAUGGUUGCAACAGCAAUGGAGGAAGGCAAGUAUAUGCAGAUAACUGGAAAAGUCUGUGGAUAGAAAAUCAAGCUAUAAUAAAUAUUAAAUCUAUAAAAGCUGUUUUACCCCAAAUGAUGUGUUGUCUGGAAUAUCGUAAAUACAGUGCCUUGUAUUAAAGUUGUUUGUGAUAUUGAAACGAGCUCAAUGCACAGGAGCCCUGGGCAGGCGUGUUUUAGGUUGUGACCAUCUCUGCUCACUUUUUUUGUUUUAAUGUUCAAAGUACAUUACACAACUAAGAAAAACAUCUAUCACAGUGACACUUUAAUUCUUUAUGCUAGUAGGUUUGAUUUCUAUGUAUAAUUUGAAUGAAUUGUUACAGCUAACUUUGUCCGUUAAACAUGCUUCUAAGUCUUAAAAUAAUUUUAAAUGACGUUUCUUGCUAUAUUGUCUUAAUAUUUGCAUUCGUGAAACGAAUUUAAAGGAAAUCUAAACUCUAAAGGUUUAUAAUGUUACCCAGUUUUCUGAACGGCAUCCAUUCCUCAUAAAAUUAAACAAUGUGGGCUUCAUUUUAAGGUCAGUUUAAUUCAAGUUACAUAUCUACUGUGUUCAGAUUUUUGCAUGGAUUUAAAAGCAUUUCAUCAGUGGUCCAGAAAGCUAUAUCAAAAUGUACACUUAUUUCCAACUCAUUCCUUGGUUGCAUCUCCAAACUCAGUUCAGCAUUAUUAACUCUUGUUCAGACAGAGGCCAGUGGGAAAGGAAACCUUUCAGAGAACUGGGAAGUAGCCAGAAGCACGUUUGCAUUAUCUGUUUCCUGGUGAGGAAAACACACUUCCUUGCUAUGUCAGCUUGACCUCAAAGCAUGAUUUCAUUCGGAUUUCCUAAUGCACAACCUUUAGCACUCCCUGCCUCUUAUUUUUGAUAACAUUCUGAUUUUCACAUAUAUAUUUUAUCGGAUUUCAUAUAAAUAUUUAGGUUUCUGUUUGUUUGUAGGAUGACAUUUGAAGAACUCUCCUUUUAGAAAGGGGCUACAGAGUGAAACUAAUAUAAAUGCUUGAUUGAGCUUAUUUUCUGGAAACCUGUAAAUCCAAACACCACUUUGAAAAAAUAAAUCUGAUUUGGUGAAUUCUUUUAAACUGAGCAGCCUUUGUUUACUAAGAAGCUGUGUGG
Sinocyclocheilus grahami is the source of this 4974-nucleotide messenger RNA. It is a transcript of the gene tlcd3a, whose product is annotated as TLC domain containing 3A. The coding region runs from base 4 to 648 and encodes 214 amino acids. Gene Ontology annotation, biological process: lipid homeostasis. The transcript is spliced from 5 exons. The record is from RefSeq and is a predicted model, not a curated record. NCBI's taxonomy places the organism in Eukaryota, Metazoa, Chordata, Actinopteri, Cypriniformes, Cyprinidae. Gene Ontology annotation, cellular component: membrane; endoplasmic reticulum.